ACCAGAACUCAACUUCAUCUUUAAAUUAAACAUAUCCAUUUAGAGCUGGAAUAAUACACUCAUGAAUAUACCGGCCAGUGAUCUUGAUUCCCUUCUCGUUGCAGUCGAAGGUGGGGCCCCAACACUGAUGCAGGACAUAAGACCUAUAUCCCUGCCGGAGCCCUUUCAACCAUCAUCAGCACCAUACCUCUCCCGCCCAAGAAAACGAACCCAAUGUUCCCAAACUCCUGCAGGGCAUGAGACCAAUACGCCUGGAGCCAGUGAACCAUCAUCAGCACCCUGCCCCUCCCGCCCCAAGAUACGAGCCGUCGCCAAUCCCCCUCAACAACCAGACACAGUACCCAUGCGAAUACCCCAGCAAACCAGCGAUGAGAUUACGGAGAUCAAGCUAAGGGACGUUUCCAUCAAGCUUGGUGGCGAGUGGAGGACGGUUGGAACUUAUUUAGGCUUUGGCAACUCUCAGAUUGAGGUUAUGCAGGAAGAAUAUCGAGUCGUUAAGGAAUGUAUCUUCCAGAUGUUACUACAAUGGCGAAAAACCAAUGGUGUCAAGGCUACAAAGGAAAAAUUUAAGAAGGCACUGAGGCGAUCGCAGCGUGAAGAUUUGGCAGAUUUCAUAGACGAAGCGGAUGAUUUAAUCCUAGCUAACUGACAAAAACUUUGAUGAUAUGACAGACUGAUGAAGCAAUUCCAGAGUCAUGUAAAAGUGCUCCUCUCCCCCCCCCCCCCCCCCCCCCCCCCCCUCUCAUUUUUUUGUGCUUUGGCGGCACUUAUGUCCUUGGGCAGGACGUUAAAUGGCAACCUGGCAAAACUACUUGGCAAUAAAUUAAUGCAAUAAAGCUUUUUAUACUUUUUAUACUUUUUA
Molecule: messenger RNA, 862 nt
Organism: Strongylocentrotus purpuratus (purple sea urchin)
Lineage: Eukaryota; Metazoa; Echinodermata; Echinoidea; Camarodonta; Strongylocentrotidae
Exons: 2
Coding region: 62-649 (195 amino acids)
Biological process (GO): signal transduction
Molecular function (GO): protein binding
Source: RefSeq, a predicted model, not a curated record